AUGCGGCAUUUCCCACCUGCCGGAGUCUACAAGUGUUUUCUCGGAGGCUUUUCGACGGCUGAAAGCACAAAGAAAGCUUCUUUAGCGUCUUCGGGACCUCUGUCGUCUCUCUCUCUCUCUCUCCCUCUCUCACCAUUCCAUUCAAUUCCAUGCGCCUCCCUUCUCUUUCCUGUUCUCGCCCGUUUCACCUGCGCCCUUCUAACAUGUGUUUUCUCCCCCACAACGCCUUCUUUAUUCUUUUGUCGCCGGCUACGGCAGUCGCAGCAGCAGCAGCAGCAGCAGCAGCAGAACACAACAGAACUACAUCACCGUUCCCCUCGAUCGUUCCUCUCUCUCUCUCUCAUGUGCGCGUCAUCUUCGCGCUCUCCGCCACCGCCGCCACCGCCGGAGGAGCCCCUCACCUACCCGAUCACCUUUGCGAAGCUGGCGGAGGAGGACAGCACACCGGCCGAUGCAGCGCACACCGCCACACCCGCCGCGUCGGCGCACCUGCGACAGGUGGGCAUUUUCAGCGCGCUACACUGGUUAGUCCCCGUGUACGAGCUGGCGGAGUGGGCACCGAAGGCGGCGGCGGCGUCGCAGCGCAGCAGAGGGAAAGGAGGCGGCAACGACGGUGCGGAGGCGGCCAACGACAACAACGGCAGUGAGGAAGCGGCCGCACUCGUCCAGAUUCCCUACGAAGACGUCCGCUCCGCCCUCACGCUGCUGCCGCAGUUCCAGAAGUUUUAUGUCGAAUCCAGCAAGAUAAUACCCCAGCACACGGAUCUGUAUUACUACGUGGAGUCUCUCACGCUGCCGACGCCGCGGGGGCCGAAGGUGAUUUCGCGGUCCAAGGUGGAAGGCGACUACCGGGCCGCCCACGUGGCCUCGCACGCGCCCGCCACGGCAGGGGCGGCCGGGGCGACCACCGCCACCACCGUCACGAACAGCACUGCUUGCUUCUCCCUCCUGGCAGGACACAACCAUUUCCUGCUCUACUAUGAAGAAAGGGAGAAGCUGCGCUACUUCAACUACCUUCAGCUGGACCAGCUGCGCUUUGCGUGGGUGGCGGUAAAGGAGCUCAUUGAGGACAACAAGGUGUUCAACCUCAACGAUGGCAGCCUCACCGGGUUUGCGAAGCGAGACUUGAAGAAGAAUAACAUGGCCUCGCCUUUCUGCUCUGCCCCGGCGGCGCAGGCCGCAGCGAGCAACGAAGCUCACGAGGGCAACGGCAACAACAAUAAUAAAGCUCCGACUAACUCGAGUAAUAACAGCGGUGGUAGUGCUGGGCCGGUGGUGGGCCGAGGCGGGGGCAACGCACGACUGCACCAGGGCACCAGCGGCAACGUCAUCACGGCCCCGAAGAAAGACGUGCUAGAGGAGAAGAAACGAAUGCAGUCGCUGCGCUUCCUGCGCGAGGAGCUCGAGAAGGAGUGCGAGCGGCGCUGGCCCUACACCCCGGUAGCAAAGAGCUGCCUCUUCACGGUGGAGGAGGUGACGGAGACGGAGUUGCCGGCGGAGGCGCUCGCGCAACUCGGCCUCGUCGGCGCACACAACGCCCGCAACAGCAAGAACACCAACCGGCGUGGUCCGCGGUAUUAUUUGGGCGUGGUAGAGUUGCCGAUGCUGAACAAAAAAGGCGGGGCGGCGCGGUUUAAGGCGGCACGGUGGCACAACAACCGCCGUGACGCGGAGAGCGCCGCUGCGGAGGUGACGCUGAUGUCGCUGCGGAACAUGAAGGCGUGA
Messenger RNA from Leptomonas pyrrhocoris, 1725 nucleotides. RefSeq lists its product as hypothetical. The coding region runs from base 343 to 1725 and encodes 460 amino acids. The record is from RefSeq and is a predicted model, not a curated record. Lineage: Eukaryota; Euglenozoa; Kinetoplastea; Trypanosomatida; Trypanosomatidae. The transcript has a single exon.